Molecule: messenger RNA, 282 nt
Organism: Symbiodinium pilosum
Lineage: Eukaryota; Dinophyceae; Suessiales; Symbiodiniaceae
Source: the annotation of a GenBank genome assembly
GCGGCAAAGGGGCAACUUCGCAGGCGCAAAGCUCGGGCACGUGAACUUGCUGUGGCCCGUCUUGCCGAGGAGGCUUGCGAUAGAGCGGCCAAAGAAGCGGGACCAACGCUCCUUACGAGCGUGCCCCGUACGUCGCAGGCCCAGAAGCAGCAGAACCAAGCAGAUCGUCCAUCAUCGGAGGAUGUUACCGUUACCCCCAUGAGUUUCACUCACAUGCUUCAGAACCAGGAACAUGGCCUGGGCGUGGCAUACUAUGUUCUGCUGCGAGGAACGUUUGUUUGA